Linum trigynum is the source of this 2444-nucleotide messenger RNA. NCBI's taxonomy places the organism in Eukaryota, Viridiplantae, Streptophyta, Magnoliopsida, Malpighiales, Linaceae. The record is from the annotation of a GenBank genome assembly.
UCUGACUGUACUGAUGGAAUAUGCUGAGUUGGCGAUUUAUGGUCCCACCAAGCCGAUGUGGAUUAAAAAAAAAAUAUAUAAAAAAUCAUUAUUUAUCUAAUAAUUUAGUUUAAAAACAAAAAAAAAAAUUGCAACCUUAUACCCACCGCCCAUCUUUCUCCCAUCUUCCUCCUACUGGACAUCUUCCCCAAUUCAAACCCAGAUCCUCCUCUGUUCUCACCUUCCUCACAGUGACGACAAAUCUAAAUCCAGAUCCAAAUACUCUACAACCUCGAUUUCCAAUUCCUUCGGCACUGAUGACAGCUACCACAGUAAGACCCAACCCUCUCCGCCGCCUACGAGUUAUUCCUCGCCUCACCUGCACUUCCUCCACCAAGCCCCUCUCCACCGUCGCCGCCGCCACUGACCCACAUAACCACCACCAUUUGCCUCACUCCCCCAGCUCCAACUCCAACUCAUCUCCGUCACUGCAGCUCUCGCUCACUUCCGCCGCGGCCAACAAGAUGAAGAAAGCUCUCGGAUUGAAAUCCCCCGGGUCCGGGUCCAAGAAGAGCCCCGGGUCCGGGUCUAGCUCUAGUCAGGGAAAGUCGAAGAAGCCAUUGACGGUCGGCGAGCUGAUGAGGAUUCAAAUGCGGGUGUCGGAGGCCGACGAUUCGAGGGUUCGGAGAGCUCUUCUGUGGAUUUCUGCUGUUCAGGUCAGCUUUUUGUUUUUCAAUUGCGGGGUAGAUCUAUGUUUGACUUGAGUUCUCGCUUCAAUUUUUCUCCAUUUCUGGAUUCUGAAUUGGGCACCGUCGUCAUGGCAAUGCGAAUUGGACAGGUUGGCCGGCGAAUCGAGCGGUGGUGCUACCGUUGGAGAGGUGGUUGGGAGAGGAGAGGGAAAGAGGAGGAAGAGGAAGCGAAGAGAGAGAUGAUUGGAGGAGGAGAGGGAAAGGGAUUUGGGCAGAAGAUUGUUGCGGGGGAGGAGAGCUAGAAUUUUUUUUUAAUAUAAUUUCAAAAUUAAUUAUUAUUGUAAUUUAAAAUGACAUGGGAAUGAUUUGAUGACUGGUUGCUAACGUGUCUGACGAUUUGGCAUCCUAGUCAGCCUAACGUUAAUCUAACUAACGGAGUUUCUAACACCGUUAGAGUUUCUAACGGAUUUGGCUAGAUUUGUCACACUACCCUCAAUUUUUUGGGCUAUUUUUGGUUUUCGAAUAGUUAUGGCUAUAUUUGUCACAAACGUGAAAGUUAUGGCCAUACAAGUGUAUUUUGCCUAAAAAAAAUGUACACUUAAAGUUAGGGUUGGCUAUUUGGUCCGGUUUUUUGGUUUUACCCGAAAUCAGACUGUAUAACCCGGACCGAGACCGGACCGGGACCGGAUAGUAAACAAUCCAAUCCAAUCUUUGGGCUUAGAUUUGAGGUAAAAAACCGUUUGGGACCGGAUCGAAAACUGGAUAAAGACCGGAUAAGAGAGCUCAACACCCAAAAUUUAAGGGUAAUUUGCAUAAACGGUCACAAACCUUUGCACUUAGGACAAAACUUAACCAACUCCUCACCCUUUCAGGCCCUAGGCCACUCAAAUCACCACAAACUCAAUAUAAAAUCAAGACCGAAUUGGGACCGGACCGGAUCAAGACCAAAUUGUAUCCAAUCCAAUCUUUAGUCCUUAUAUUUUCAAAACAACCGGACUGGACCGGAACAAUUUGGACCAAUUUAACCGGACCGUAUAGCCACCCCUACUUAAAGUUAACUCUUGAAACAGAUCUGAUGAACCAUGAAAUCAACAAGAUACAAUCAUUCAUCAUAUGAAUUUAGAUCUUCCAUUUGUGUUUACUGCACGUGAUUAAUGUAGUAGUACUCAACAUUCUGCUCUCUAAUUAUUCUUUUUGCCGGUGACAAGUUACAUUACAGUCUUGGUGGGAUGGGUAUGAGCAUGCCGCGGGAAGCACGCAUCAAUCUCACCCCAUUCCCCCUAAUGUUCGGCUUCGUCCGUACCCCACCUCAUACCAAAUAAAUACGAGAAUUCUCCAUGUUGGGUCAAGAAUAAUUAGAUAUCCACGGUGGCGAUUUUAAUUGUCAUCCCUAAACUGGGAACAUAUAAUUGCCAGCCAACAAUGAAUAAUUCGACUAAACUCCAUGAUCAAUGGUUUGACCGAUUGAACCGGUUGGAUGCAGGUUUCAGCUGGCUCCGGUUGCUCCUGAUGAUAACGAAGCUGCUUGUGGUGGAUGCAACCAUAGGACCAUGCUUGGCGUCUUCAAUAUGAUGGAUGUAUAGUUAAUUAGUAGUAAGCCGAGCAUGGCAUAUAUGCUGCUAGGCUAGCCCUGUUAAAUCAUCUGUUAAACCUAUGGGAACUAAAAUUGAAUAAUUCAGGUUCCCCAGUAGUGUUCAUGAUUUGAAAACCAAUAAUAAGCACAAGUUCUUGUAUAUGUGGAUGCCAUGAAUGUACUAAUGAAUUAAAUGGAGUAGU